AUGGUGGGAGGCGGCGCGGUUGCUGCUGGAAUGGUGUACACAAUGUUUAGCCUUCAAGCAUUCAUAUUAUCUGUGGUAAGCUUGUCCUCGAUGCCCAUUGAAGAAUACAUGCUCCUUCCGUUGGCACUUAAAAUGAAGGUGCUCGAUCCUCAGGCCGCGCUGAUGACCACAGCAGAAGUACAUCAAUUUCUGAGUAGCCACCCCCCUCGACCUAAGCAGAAGAAGAUAGGGACCUACCAGCCAGUGGAUCUGAAGAACUACAAUGUUGUGCGGGAUGAUUUUCAACACUAUAUUGCCACGACGGUACCCUACACUCUCUCCAUGCCGGAAGCCUUCAUAAAGAAUGUCGUACCCAGACUCCGCCGAGUUGGCUUGACCAAGACAGAGGCUUUGAUGCUGAUCAAUUUGGGUGUGGGAGCACACCGAAAUGGCAGCCAGCAGAAAGCCGGUGAUGCAGCUCCUCCAUCAUUCAAUGGAAAUGGAGAAGAGCUAGGCGAGGAGGCUGCGGAAGUGGAACAAGAGCAGGAUGAUCGCCAGUUGUUAUCCCUUGUGGUUGAAGAGCUCGAGGAAAGAUUCCCUGGUGAGGAGGGCGAGGCCAUGAUUGACAGCAUUCUACAGAUCAUCAAGGAUGCCUAUCAAGAUUUAAGGCCUUCCAACGAAGAUCCGCAUAUUACAACUUUGAAUGGAACAUUGCCCACAUGA
Molecule: messenger RNA, 702 nt
Organism: Exophiala aquamarina CBS 119918
Lineage: Eukaryota; Fungi; Ascomycota; Eurotiomycetes; Chaetothyriales; Herpotrichiellaceae
Exons: 4
Coding region: 1-702 (233 amino acids)
Biological process (GO): transcription initiation at RNA polymerase III promoter
Cellular component (GO): RNA polymerase III complex
Source: RefSeq, a predicted model, not a curated record